Laccaria bicolor S238N-H82 is the source of this 787-nucleotide messenger RNA. RefSeq lists its product as uncharacterized. Gene Ontology annotation, cellular component: mitochondrial large ribosomal subunit; ribosome. Gene Ontology annotation, molecular function: structural constituent of ribosome. The transcript has 2 exons. Lineage: Eukaryota; Fungi; Basidiomycota; Agaricomycetes; Agaricales; Hydnangiaceae. Gene Ontology annotation, biological process: translation. The record is from RefSeq and is a predicted model, not a curated record. Bases 66 to 593 code for a protein of 175 amino acids.
AAACCAGUCAAACACCAGUUCAACACAUCUCAUUCAACGCACUUCAUUCUCGUUUCUGGUGCAACAUGUCGCACAUCUUAUGCCGAGCAACGAGGCUAAUGUCGACUUCGACAAUGCAACGGGCAGCCUCAAAGAGCCAGCAACCAUACCCUUUUUCCUCGACCGCCCUCACCCCAGAUGUGCACCAUAUACCACCUACACCUUCCCUCCGCCAAGGCAAAGGUUUGAUGGAGUACCUUCAGCAGACACUCCCCACCGCAGAGAAACGCGAAAUGCUUAGCAAGCUCUUCGACAGAAACUCUCCUGGGAGACUGCUCCCAGGAUCCAUCGUCACCGUUCUUUCAGAACAAGCACCGACGUCCUUCACCGGCGUGUUAUUGGCUAUUCGACGGAGAGGUCAGGACACAUCAUUCAGAGUUCGGAAUAUCAUCCAGCGAACAGGCGUGGAGAUGCAGUUCUUCCCAAACUCGCCUGGGUUGAAGGAGAUUAAAGUGAUUCGAAAGCCCCCCAAAGGACGGAUGCGGAGGGCAAAACUGUUCUAUUUGCGGGAUUCACCCGAGAAAAUGAGCAUGAUUGCUGGUGGUAAAAAGUAGAUUAAUUACGGUAGACAAGGUUCUUUACAUUAGAUACAGUGAGCCCUUCUUGAGUCGUUAGUACGUAGGUUGAUGCGUGGAAUAUUGUUCGAAAAUGGUCAAUGCUAAGCGCCUAAACACGAGUUUUCUCCUUCCUUACAUACUGCGACCGCAGCUACUGUACUUUUGCAAUACAUGGCUCCUCGUCGACCCCG